ACACAUAUGAUAGCCUGAUAUUUACGGCCGAUUAAGCGCUCGAAAUGCGCGAAAGCAAGCAGCAGAUAUCGAGGUUCCAAAUGCAGGCUAAGAAUGAGUGCCGGGAGCAACUCUGGAAGACGAGAAGGAAUGUACGAAAUAUAGAUGACAUAAGUCAGGGCAAAGGAAUGCUAUCAACCCUUUGGCAAGGUGGGGGGGGGCGCAAAAUGUCCAGGACAGCAUACAAAAUGGUGCGCCAAGGACACCACAAGUCUUCCCUUCCAGUCAACCGUUUCUGAUAUCGCGCAUACGUCUACGAACAAUCAGCUCCUGAGUAAGGUGAUGGACAGGUAAGGAAUUUCAACUGUGGCAUGCGAUCUCUCGGCUGAAUGGGCGGCCGAGCGCUCAGAUGCCGCAAGGUACUGGGGGGAGGCAGGGAGCGAUGUCCACUGGGGUUUGCGCGUACACUGCGAGGAUACUAGAGCGAUGUCAGUACGUGCCCGGCGGGCCCCAAUGAAAGUGCAAGGUCCAUUUUAUUGACAGCGCCAAGGAAAGACUUCAGGUUCCUCGACAUUUGCCCAUAUGAAUGUAUGUUGAAGUCCUGCGAUAAUCAUGAAUGUAGCGGACUGAACGCUGAGAACACUGAAUACAACCGAUGAUCACUGCAUUAAUGGCAAGGUUAAGCUC
Serpula lacrymans var. lacrymans S7.9 is the source of this 666-nucleotide messenger RNA. RefSeq lists its product as uncharacterized. The transcript has a single exon. The coding region runs from base 45 to 278 and encodes 77 amino acids. The record is from RefSeq and is a predicted model, not a curated record. NCBI's taxonomy places the organism in Eukaryota, Fungi, Basidiomycota, Agaricomycetes, Boletales, Serpulaceae.